Molecule: messenger RNA, 6618 nt
Organism: Erpetoichthys calabaricus (reedfish)
Lineage: Eukaryota; Metazoa; Chordata; Cladistia; Polypteriformes; Polypteridae
Product: zinc finger protein 236-like
Exons: 32
Coding region: 562-5928 (1788 amino acids)
Biological process (GO): regulation of transcription by RNA polymerase II
Cellular component (GO): nucleus
Molecular function (GO): RNA polymerase II cis-regulatory region sequence-specific DNA binding; DNA-binding transcription factor activity, RNA polymerase II-specific
Source: RefSeq, a predicted model, not a curated record
GUAAACACAGCAGUCAUGUGACUGCAAGCAACAUUCAAUAGUAAAGCAAAGCUGGCCAGUGUUGUUACAGAAGGAGCAUUUGGCAUAGCCUUCAGCCUCUGGAACUAAAUCUAGUUUAGGAUGCCUACUCUUUAGAACUCUUAAUUUUGGUUAUUAAAAAUUGUACCAGGGAUGAUGUGACCUCCAAAAGGGCAUGCAAAAAGAAAAUUUCAUCAUGCGGAUUAACAAAGUAUAUCAAACUAAAAAAAAAAAAAAAAUAAUAAUAAUGUGGAUUUCCUCUCACAUUUAUCUAUAAUUAUAAAAUGUAUUAUUGUUAUUAUUAUUUAAAUGGUCUGCUGCAAGGCAGGUCAGGGGCAGUAAUAUAAAAGGUGUUUUUGUGUUCACCCUGGAGUCAAAUUCCACCGAGGUGAACUUGCUGAGUCAAAUGCUCAGGGUCCUGUUUAUAAUCAAGACUCCCGAGACUUCAAGUGUUCAGUGUGUUCCCAGUGUUUUUCAAAAGAGAGCUUACUACAGCGCCAUCUACGGGAGCAUGAACACAGUGACAAGCCCCACCGGUGUGACAUGUGUCCCUUGUCAUUUAAUGUGGAAUUUAACCUCAUUCUUCACAAGUCUACUCAUGUGUCCUCUGACCCUCAGUGUCCAGUAUGUAAUAAGAAGUUCUCCAGAGUGGCCAGUCUCAAAGCUCACAUUAUGCUACAUGAAAAAGAAGAGAACUUGAUAUGUUCAGAGUGUGGGGAUGAAUUUGUUCUGCAGAGUCAGCUAUCAAUGCAUCUAGAAGAUCACAGAAAGGAGCUGUCUGGUAACAAAGUUUAUGACUGCAAAUUGUGCAGAAAAGAAUUUAAACUGGCAUCACUUUUGAAAGAACAUAUGAAGACACAUUAUAAAAUAAGACCAGUUACUGGAAAUACAAGAAAUUUCAAAAGAACUAUUGACCGAAGUGGCUUUACAAAUAGAUGCCAACAUUGUGGAAAGACAUUCAAAAAACCAAGCCAACUUGUCCGUCAUGUUAGAAUACAUACAGGUGAGAGGCCUUUUAAAUGCACUCACUGUGGGAAAGCUUUUAACCAGAAGGUGGUGCUACAAACCCAUAUGAUUCGGCACACUGGGGAAAAACCUCACUUCUGCACCUUUUGUCCUGCUUCCUUUUCGCAAAAGGGUAAUCUUCAUUCGCACAUUCAGAGAGUCCACUCAGAGUUAAAGGGUAUUCCUGCAUUUCGAUGUUCAGAUUGUAGUUGUGUCUUCAAAAAACUUGGCAGCCUAAAUGCACACAUAAGUAAAAUGCACAUAUCUCUCAUUGAAAGUUCUCAGACACAAGAUGGAACAGUGACAGGCCACACUGUACCCCCAGCCGAGGGCUCUGGGGGAGUCACAGAUGUGAUUCAGCAGCUGCUUGAACUCUCUGAGCAAGUGACAGGAGAGAAUGGGCAUACCCAGCAUCCUGAAGCACCAAUUAGCAUGGAAGCAGGGCUCAAUCAGGACAUCCUUCAGCAAGCUUUGGAGAACAGUGGCUUGAGUGCCAUUCCAGUUCAAUCCCAAUCCCAUACCAGUAACUUGUCCCGGACCACCAGCUCCCAGAGUCAUGCUCAGGAACCCAGCGUUGUCAAUCAGCAAGUGGACCGUUUAGAGACAGAAAAGGAGAUCCAUGCAGACAAACUGAAAAAAGAAAAGAAAGUAGUUUAUAAAAAGACUUUGCAAAUGCCAGGGUCUAUCCGGGAAGAAAAUGGCGUCAGGUGGCAUGUGUGUCCUUACUGCUCCAAAGAAUUCAAGAAACCCAGCGACCUCGUAAGGCAUAUUAGAAUCCACACACAUGAGAAGCCUUUCAAGUGCAAGCAGUGCUUUCGUGCCUUUGCUGUCAAGAGCACUCUGACGGCUCACAUGAAAACACACACUGGCAUAAAAGCUUUUAAAUGUCAAUAUUGCAUGAAGUGCUUUUCCACCUCAGGGAGUAUGAAGGUUCAUUUGCGUUUACAUACAGGUGUGAGACCAUUUCCUUGUCCACACUGCGAUAAGAUUUUCCGCACUUCAGGACACAGGAAGACCCACAUUGCUUCCCAUUUUAAAAACAAUCAGACAAAAAAGCAGAAGUACCCCCGCAAGCCUCAGAAAGUACGAGUGGUGAAGAAUAAUCUCCCAGUGCCUGACAUCCCACUUCAAGAGCCUAUCCUCAUCACUGAUUUUGGCCUUAUUCAAAACCAAAAUCCCCGUGGCAACCUAUCAUUUCAACAUUAUUUAAACUUAGAAAAUGAGAGGCCUUAUAAAUGUCACUUCUGCAACAAAGCUUACAAGAAGUCAAGCCACCUUAAGCAGCAUGUUAGAUCCCACACAGGGGAAAAGCCAUUCAAGUGUCUUCAGUGCAGCAAAGGGUUUGCUUCAUCUGGAGUUCUCAAAGCUCAUAUCCGAACACAUUCUGGACUGAAGGCGUACAAGUGCCUGGUAUGUGACAGCACCUUCACCACAAGUGGCAGUUUGCGACGGCACAUGACCAUCCACAGUGACAUUCGCCCAUAUAUGUGCCCUUACUGUCAAAAGACUUUUAAGUCUUCCCCGAACUGUAGAAAGCAUAUGAAAACGCACAGAUAUGAGCUUGCCCAGCAAAUCCAACAACAUCAACAACAGCAAAACUCCCUGGAUGAUGGAAUUGCCCAGCAGGCAGUUACCUCAGAGAUGCAGGUUGAAAUUGAGGGUGAUGACCUGCAGCAAUCCACCUCUGUGAGUGCAGAGUCACAGACCAUAUUAAGCCUUACCCAGCAACAAGUGGUGGCUACCCAGCAAACGGACCUGGACCAGCAGCUGACAGAUCAACCUCUUGUGCAAGAUGAAGAUACCUUUGUGACCUCCCAGCAUGCUCUCCCACAGAAUAUGAGCCAAUUUGAACAGCAGGCACUUCCCCAGCAAGCAUUUGACCAGCAGGGAUUAUCACAAGGGUUUACAAUAGCAGAUGGCUAUAAUCAACAGUCUCAGUAUUCAGCUGUGCAGCAGCUACAGGAUUCAAGCACUUUGGAAUCUCAGGCACUCUCUUCCAGUUACCAUCAGCAAAACCUGCUUCAGGUUUCCAGCACAGAAGUAACAAAUCGUCUCCUACAGGAACCUCCCCAAAAUGACUUGCAUCUGCCACCUGAAAGGACAGAUUAUCAGGAAGAAAAUGAAGAACACAGCAGACGUGCAUACAGAUGUGCUUAUUGCAAUAAAGGUUUUAAGAAGUCCAGCCACCUGAAACAACAUGUACGCUCCCACACUGGCGAGAAACCUUUCAAAUGUAAUCAGUGUGGCCGAUGUUUUGUGUCUGCUGGAGUGCUCAAAUCUCAUUUCAAGACCCACACAGGUGUCAAGGCCUUCAAAUGCAGUGUGUGUGAUUCUUCAUUCACCACCAAUGGCAGUCUUAGCAGACAUAUGACAAUACACAUGAACAUGAAACCCUACAAGUGCCCAAUGUGUGAAGAAACCUUCCGGACGAGCCUUCUCUGCAGAAAACAUGUGAAGAAGGAUCACACUGCCUUAGGAGUCAGGGUUAUGUCUAUUGAAGAUGAAAACUCAGAAAGAUCUUUGAUGAGAAAAAAUCGAACAGGAAUCAUCACUUUCACAGAGGAGCAAGCAGCAGAACUUGCCAAAAAUGAACCACGUGAAGAUGCCACAAUUUCUGAAAAGGUCUUGGCCCAGUCAGCAGCUGAGAGAAAUCGUAUUAGUGAAAUCAAAGACAAAGCAGUUGAAAUGGAAACUGAGCCCAAAUAUGCCAACUGCUGCACUUUCUGCCCUAAGAGUUUUAAGAAACCCAGUGAUCUGGUGAGGCAUGUUCGCAUCCACACAGGAGAAAAGCCAUACAAAUGUGAUGAAUGUGGGAAAAGCUUCACUGUUAAAUCCACUCUGGACUGCCAUGUCAAGACACAUUCAGGCCAAAAACUUUUCAGCUGCCAUAUGUGCAACACAUCAUUUUCAACGAAAGGCAGCUUGAAAGUCCACAUGCGGUUGCACACGGGCUCUAAACCAUUCAAAUGUCCCUUCUGUGAACUGCGAUUUAGAACAUCUGGACAUCGGAAGACACACAUACAGUGCCACUACAAGCCAUCUUCUGAGCCUAAGAAGAGCAAGAAACCUGUGGACCGGCAGCACACUGAGGCUCUCCCACCCGUUAGCCUGCUUAAUUCAUCACAUGGUGAUCCCAGUGUGUUUAUUACAAGCAACCCUGUUCUUACCAGUCAAUUUGAGCAAAAUUUGCUACAACAAGGCAUUGUUGGACAAGCCAUUCUUCCUGCUUCUAUGUCAGCAGGUGGUGAUCUUACCGUUUCACUUACGGAUGCUGGCUUAGCUACAUUGGAAGGAAUUCAGCUGCAGUUAACGGCAACUAACCUGGUGGGACCAAAUGUCCAAAUUUCAGGCAUUGACACCACAAAUAUUAACAACAUAACACUACAGAUAGAUUCAAGUAUUUUACAGCAGACAUUGCAGCAGGGGAGUAUACUGUCCCAUCAGUUAACAGGUGACACCAGCCUAUCACAGACCACUGGACCUCAUCUUCAGGCAGGGGAUUCUACAGUUCCUGCCAAUGUGGUCAUACAGCCACUCACUGGUUUGUCUUUACAGCCAACUGUGACAUCUGCCAAUAUGACAAUAGGAAGUUUGACUGAACAAGACUCUGUCCUGAGUACCUCUAACAGUGGUACUCAAGACCUUUCACAAGUCAUGACCUCACAGGGUCUGGUGACGCCUAACAAUCAACAUGAGAUAACAUUAACAAUCAAUAACUCCAGUCUCAGUCAGGUCCUUGCUCAGGCUACCAGUUCAAAUGCCACUAAUUCAUCACCAGCCCAACAGGAGAUUACACUCACCAUCUCAGGUCAAGAUAUAAUCCAACAACAUAAUAGUUCAGGAGGUGCUGAUCUCAACGGCAGCAUUAGAUUGACAUCACCAAUGAAUAAUCAAAACAGUGGAACCACUUUAACAAUUGGAAAUGACCAACUUCUACCUCAUAGUCCAACAAGUGCUGGAAUGACUGGCAAUAGCCUACCACCUGCAACAUCUCUCUCCCAAGCUCCAGUCACAUCUCAGAAUCUUGUCAUGUCCUCUGCUGGUGUGGCCAGUGAUGGCAGUGUCACACUGAUGUUAGCAGACACUCAAAACAUGCUGUCAGGAAGUCUUGACUCUGUAACACUUAACAUUACUCCUCAGGGUCAGCAGUUCCCUACAAUUCUGGGUGACACAAGUCUCUCUGCACAGUCUGGAGGAGCACAGCAGCAAGUUAUUCUGGUCAGUCACCCUGCUCAAGCUUCAUCCGUGACUGCAGAUGAGACAACAGCCUACCGGGUCACCGAAGUGUCAAGGAAGGAUGGCCAGACAGAUCAGUCCAGGUUGCUUAACCAGUGUUUCUAUUGUAAUCAAGUGUUUCUGACACCAAUUAUGCUGCGGCGCCACUACCGACAUGCCCAUGGAAAGGAGAGAUGUCAUGUUUGCCGAAUAUGCAAUAAAGCUUUCAAGAGGGCUACACAUCUUAAGGAACAUGAACACACUCAUCAGGAUGGACCCUCUCUCAGCUCGCAGAGACCUCGUAUUUUUAAAUGUACAUCUUGUGACAAGGCUUUUGCUAAACCAAGUCAGCUGGAGAGGCAUAACAGAACUCAUACUGGCGAACGGCCUUUUCAGUGUUCUCAAUGUGAAAAAGCUUUUAACCAGAAAAGUGCACUUCAGGUACACAUGGUCAAGCAUACUGGAGAGAAGCCUUAUAAGUGUGAAAUUUGUGCAAUUGGGUUCACACAGAAGAGCAAUAUGAAGCUUCAUAUGAAGAGAUCACAUGGAUAUGCUGUGGGAACCGGACAGGAAAUUACAAUUGAACAAGAUCAAGAAGCAGAUGACAACAGUCGAGAGCUUGACUUGGAAGAGGUUGUCCAGGAAUCAGCCACUGACUGGCCAUGUGGAAUUACCAAUGUGUUUCGAUGAGUUUGCUCAUCAGCUUAAAAACUAUGAAACUGGCUUAAUCAAACAGCCUAUCAACCAAACAAAUAGCGGCACUACUCUGUUUGAGAUCAGAACUAUUUUUUUAUAGAAUUUAAAACCAGUAAUACAGUAUUACAAUUUUUUCAACCAGAUACCUGGUAUUUACAAUGCAAAAUGUUGUAAGAUACAUAUAUUAAAGGGUCAGAAUUAAACUGAACAUGUUUUUCAGAACUGUCAGAGUAAUGAACGUUGUUUUAAUAUCUGUUAAUUAGUGACUUUCCUCUAAUUAUGUCGAUCGUUUUAUAUGCACAUGAUAAUAUUUCCUUUCUGCUCUAGACAGCUGUGUUCAUACAGUAAAAGAAAAGGCACUUAAAUUGAAAUGAAGCUUUUCAGGCAGGUGUACACAGACUCACAAUUUCCUGAUGCCCUGUUAGUAUUCUUCAGAUAUAGCAGUGCUGCAUUGCUGAUUUCAAUACAGAUGCAGCAAAACAGCUAUAUGGAAAAGAAUAUUUUUAACAAGACACUUGUGUGGCUUUGUCUCAAGGCAGAUGGAAAGCAGAGGUCAGACAGAUCAGGUAAAAAUAAUUUUAAUUUCAUACUGGAAAAAAUCACAUUUUUAAAAGCUAGCUGUAACACAUACAUACGCAUACACACACACACACACACACACACACGCACACACACACACACACA